AUGAAGGUUGCUGCUGCUUUUCUCGCCCUCUCUCAUGCCACCGAAGACCCAGCUGGUUUCAACUGCUGGCCUGCUAACGAGCAUGCUCCUCAUUGUGGCUGCCAGCUCAUCGAUCGAGAGAAAAGCAUGAUCAACUCAGAGUGCACUGCUCGAUGGUCGAUGAUUGAACAUCCAGAGCAACCAGAAAUGGAGAAUGCCCUCCAGAUGCUCACCGUCGCUUCUUCUUUCCCUCUUUCAGAGCGAACCGAUCUCGCCGCAAACUUCUACACCUGGACUGGUUACAGCGGAAUGAGUCACGAGGAAAAGCACGACAUCGUCUUCUUCUUCCGAGAAGACGCCUGCUGGAUUCCAUGCAAGGAGCAGGAAUAUGAUGCCGAUGGAAAUCUGAUGAACAACACCGCACCCGAAUACAACUGCCCAGAUGGCGUUACUCGACUUCCAAUCGACAUGGAAGCGGCGAUGGAAACAUGGGCUGAGCCAGAGUUCAACUGCAACCCAACUGCUGAUGGCGAACCCGUCCCCGGACCUCGACUCGGCAACUUCAACUACGACAUCGCUCGAUCCCACCAGAGCUACAAUCUUCCGAUCUAUGGACUCAACCGAUGGGACGACGAAUCUUCCCGAAAACGAAGAGGAUCUGACUCCGCUUACGUCGAAAUCAACAGCCAUACUUACCAAGCGGACUUCGACAACUUCCCAGUCCUCAUUCAAAAUGUCACCGCACACCACGGUCACGGAACUGUUAUUCAUGAAGAUUGCACGACUAACGCAUUCCAGUACGAUGUCAUGGAUGCCAACGGUAACCACAAUGGCUGGCUCGAAUAUGCUCAGUUUGAACUCUGCGAACCAGAUCUCUCCGCUGCCGACUACAUGUACACUGUUCCAUCUUCUUGGACUUCUACCGUUACACUCCUUUGA
This is a messenger RNA of Oikopleura dioica, 918 nucleotides long. The record is from the annotation of a GenBank genome assembly. Lineage: Eukaryota; Metazoa; Chordata; Appendicularia; Copelata; Oikopleuridae.